Symbiodinium sp. CCMP2456 is the source of this 645-nucleotide messenger RNA. The record is from the annotation of a GenBank genome assembly. NCBI's taxonomy places the organism in Eukaryota, Dinophyceae, Suessiales, Symbiodiniaceae.
AUGCCGGGGUCGGAAGAGAAGGCUGACGAGAACGGCCACACCCUUAUGAAGAAGGCAGAAGAAGACGAGGUCAUCGAAGAUGAGUUCAAUAUUCACUCAACAGUCGGCCUGGUCUCUGCGCUGCUUCUGUCCUGCCUCGCCUCGACGGUGAGCGAUUCCAAAGACCUCAAAGACUUUGCAGAGGAGCGUGACCGCAGAUGGGAGUUGCAGGCCGAGGGAGUUUCCAUCUUCGACGUAUACCAGGCCCUGAUUUUCGUUUGCAUGUCCUGCAAUGUGCUUGCCAUCAUGACAGCGAUUGCGCGCCUUAUUGCUUUUCAGCGAGUUUCGAAGUCUGAUGCCCCGGAGUUUCAGAGGAUAAUGGGAGCAGGACGGGUGGGAUGGUGCACAGGUGCACUGCCAGUUGCGGCAAUGGCAGUUGGUGUUAUCUCUUAUAUUCUGGUGAUGCUGGUUCAAGGGUACCUAGUGAUGCACAUGAAGACCUUUUGGUUCUGUGUGGCGACCAUAACAGUCUGCAUCAUUCUCUGGGCAAGCCACGAAGUCUGGAUCAUCCUGGCAAAACGAGCUGUGAAUCACCCUGAACUCCUGAAGCUUACUUGUGCGGAUGCGCCGCAGGAUAGCGAGUAUGAAGAGCUCGAUAGCUCAUAG